AUGCACCAACUAACAGCAGUAGAAGAAUCAACAAUCGAGGACUUCUACAUGGUUUUACAACAAAUACUCGACGACGUUCCAAAGAAAGAUGCCAUCCUAAUAAUUGGUGAUUGGAAUGCAAAGGUUGGCAAAACAGCAGUACCUGGUAUAGUUGGAAAAUUUGGAUUGGGAAAACGCAAUGAAGCAGGUGAGGGAGUGAUUGAUUUCUGCCAAGAUAAUCAUAUGAUCAUCACCAAUACAUGUUUUCAACAACCGAAACGACGACUAUACACAUGGACUAAACCCCCCCUCU
This is a messenger RNA of Rotaria socialis, 292 nucleotides long. Lineage: Eukaryota; Metazoa; Rotifera; Eurotatoria; Philodinida; Philodinidae. The record is from the annotation of a GenBank genome assembly.